Struthio camelus australis is the source of this 425-nucleotide messenger RNA. The record is from RefSeq and is a predicted model, not a curated record. NCBI's taxonomy places the organism in Eukaryota, Metazoa, Chordata, Aves, Struthioniformes, Struthionidae.
UUGGUGUUAGUGUUAGGGGACUUGCACAUCCCGCACCGAUGCAGUGGCCUGCCAGUGAAGUUCAAGAAGCUGCUGGUUCCAGGAAAGAUCCAGCAUAUUCUGUGUACGGGAAACCUCUGCACUAAGGAGAGCUAUGACUAUCUCCGGACUCUGGCUGCAGAUAUUCAUGUUGUUAGGGGGGACUCCGAGAGUCUGAAUUAUCCCGAAGAGAAGGUUGUAACUGUUGGGCAGUUCAGAAUUGGUUUGAUUCAUGGCCAUCAAGUCAUUCCCUGGGGCGAUGUGGCCAGCCUGGCUUUGCUGCAGAGGCAGCUGGAUGUGGACAUUCUCAUCUCGGGACAUACGCACAAAUUUGAAGCCUUUGAACAUGAAAAUAAAUUUUACAUCAACCCUGGAUCAGCAACAGGAGCCUACAAUGCUUUGGAGAU